GCGCUGCAGUUUCUGUAAGUUUUGAAAGGAGCUUAAUUAAGAGGCUCGGCAUCACUGGACCCAAGUCAUUCCCUCCGUGGAGCGACCAGAGAGCAAGACCAGACCGCGGAGCUGUCUGUCCUCUGACUCUCUGUCUUUUAUUCCACCUAUCUGUUGGAUUCUUUUUUUAUCACUAUGAGACACUUGGCGUGCGGGAUUUUGUGCGUGGCGCUGUGGAUUCACUCGGUCUCCAGCAGUGUGCUGGUCAGCAGGAAGCGCGAGUCCGCUAAAGAACCCUAUCCGCUCUACAUGAUGCACCUUUACCGGACUUUACUGGCCGGCGACGGAAAGAAAUUAGCAGGGACUUCGGGCGCAGGGAUUGGAUACGAACAGCCAUCUCUGCACCACUCCGACUCGGUGCUCAGCCUCGUCGCCAAAAGUUGCUACCAGAUGGGUAACAAGUGGGCCGUCACGUUUGACAUGUCCUCCAUCUCGGCGAGCGACGAUGUGCAGCGCUCAGAGCUGCGACUGCGCCUCCCGGACUUCCCCGACUCUGAGGACCCCGUGGUGGACAUCUACCACACUCCCAAAGGCUCUGAGGAGCGUCUUCACCUGGGUCGUAUUGAUGUCGCGUCGAGCACGUCUCCAUCCUCACACUCCUCUUGGAGAGUCCUCAAUAUCACCCAGCUGCUGAAGUACUGGCUGCACCAAGGGGGCCUGCCUCCCACCCAACUUCACUGGGAUGAAGAAGCACCCCAGGACCUUCAGCAUCCCAUCCAGCAUCCGACAGCCAACAGCAUCAUGAUGGUGGUUUACUCCAAGCAUACGAGGACAGAAGCCUCUACGCUGAUCCGCACGGCCGAGCACUCCAAGUAUGUGGCUCAGGAGCGGCCGUUGUCUGAGCCUGUGGCCCGGAGACACAAACGCAACCACCGGGCGCAUAAGAGGGUGAGAGAGGCAGCAGGGGAUAGUGCCAUCCCUGCACUGACACCAGACAAGGGUGAAAAGAAGACCCUGUGCAGGAAGGUGGACAUGUGGGUGGACUUUGACCAGAUUGGUUGGAGUGAGUGGAUUAUUUAUCCAAAGAGAUACAACGCAUACCGCUGUGAAGGAGGCUGCCCUACGCCAGUGGACGAGUCCUUCACACCAACGAAUCAUGCGUACAUGCAGAGCCUGCUGAAGCUGCACCAACCGGACCGUGUCCCGUGUCCAUCCUGCGUACCUACACAACUGGCUCCUCUCUCCAUGCUCUACUAUGAGAAUGGGAAGAUGGUGAUGAGGCAUCAUGAGGGUAUGGUGGCAGAGGCAUGUGGCUGCCACUGAUCGGACACUCAAAAAAUACUGAGCCAAAUCGACUUCAGCACUUACGGUGUCUUUACAUGCCCGUCCCCAACAACGAGAGACUGCCAGAAAACUUCAGCACUAAGCAGAGAGACAAUGCAGAAAUGUGGACAACGCACAAAGACAUUUCUUCACCAUCAUUCUGGAAACCUAGCCCUUUCAUAUACCACUGAUGGAUGAUUCGUUCCUUUUAAAUGACUAAUUUAAGUGAAUAAAUACUCAAGAAUGCAUGAGCCAUUUUUUUUUUCUUUUACAAAAAGAUGGACAGUUGUUAUUUUAUCAUGCUCAGGGUUUAUAAUUAGCCAUUUUAACUGGCUCAAAGAUUCACUCAAACACCUAGUUCAAAAGAAUCGAAUCAGUUCAGUGAAUCACUACACGGUGUUAUACUUAGAAUAACUAACUGAUCCUAUGAGUUAGAGACUCAGCAGAUAGACAUUUUUCUCCAGUGCCUUACUUUUCAUGUAUGAUGUUUGUACA
This is a messenger RNA of Hemibagrus wyckioides, 1797 nucleotides long. It is a transcript of the gene ndr1, whose product is annotated as nodal-related 1. The transcript has 3 exons. Gene Ontology annotation, molecular function: growth factor activity; cytokine activity; type I activin receptor binding. Gene Ontology annotation, cellular component: extracellular region. NCBI's taxonomy places the organism in Eukaryota, Metazoa, Chordata, Actinopteri, Siluriformes, Bagridae. The coding region runs from base 175 to 1302 and encodes 375 amino acids. Gene Ontology annotation, biological process: SMAD protein signal transduction; BMP signaling pathway. The record is from RefSeq and is a predicted model, not a curated record.